AAUCCCUCUGCCAGUAACGCCAUCUUGAAAUAUCCCGACCUGCUCCCAGCUCCCACUCCAGAGUCAGAGUCGAGCUGCUUUGCGCCAGGCAUGGCGGGGAGCGAGUCACAACAACUCGACACAAAUACAGGCGACCGCUCGGCUGUUUUCGCGACGCGAACUUCGCGGGCAUCCAGCUCCUCGUGCUCCAGGACAUUCCAACCCCAAAGCACGAGCCGUAGGACCGUCGACGCCGUGACCACGUGAAAGCCGUCCACCUGGCUAGAGCCAUCGGACCGUCGACGCCGUGACCACGUGAAAGCCGCCCUCCUCCGCCGCGCGCUCAGCUGUUUCCCUGCUCUGUGGCUCGUAGUGGUGGGUAUACACACACCACUCCGACCGUAAACAACCGCGCGAGUGGGGCGAGCUCAAUCCCCCUGGAAGAAUACAGAGUCCUCGCGGAACAGAACAUGCGUUGGGCGGAUUUAUUUUUACAUUUAGGUGCUUUUUGCUAACGCUUUUAUCAAAAGCGACUUACAACCAUUCAUUCAGACUUAACACACAGACGGCGGAGUCAACCACGCAGGGCGACAGCCAGCUCUUCGGGAGCAGUCAGGGUGAGGUGCCUUGCUCAGGGACUCCUCGGGACUCAGCUAGGACGAGCAGGGGAUCGAACCAGCAACCUUGAACCUUCCGGUUACAAGUCUACCCGCUCUACCUUCUGGGCUGAAGUCUUCUUGCUUUAUAUCCACGUCGAUCUUCCGGUCCGAAAUCUUGAGCUGACCCAUAAGUUAUUGACUUGAUUGAUUGACAGGCGGGUUGGAUGCUCUCUGGUCCACAUAACGGAGCCUCUGGCCGUACACAGGUGUAUAACAACGGCGUUACGGGACAGUGUGGGUCGGUACAGACCCUGGCAGAGGCCGGCGGCGGGUUUGACAUUGCAUUGUAAUUAUGCAUUGUAGGCUACUAGAGUGUACAGGCUUGUUUGUUAUCCGGUUAAAGACUCCCACUGGAAUAAUUGAAUAUGGACUACGGGACUACUGACGGGAUACUUUGAGAAAAAGGCCACCCUCCAUCACUGAUUGGGCAAGAAAAUGCCAAGACAAUCACAAUGCUUAUUGUGCCAGACGGGUUUAUGAUCCAAUAGGUCUUGUGCCACACCGCUCCUGUUUCUUUAUUAGAUGGUACACCUCGAAUAGAAGAUGGGAGAAGCAGCCAAGCUGGCGUUUGCCGUUUUCCUCAUCUCGUGCUCCUCAGGCGCCAUCCUGGGCCGCUCGGAGACUCAGCAGUGCGCCUACUACAACACCGGCUGGGAGAAGGAGCGCACCAACCGCAGCGGCGUGGAGCCCUGCUACGGCGACCAGGACAAGCGGCUGCACUGCUUCGCCACCUGGAAGAACACGUCGGGCGUGGUGACGGUGGUGAAGAAGGGCUGCUGGCUGGACGAUGUCAACUGCUACGACAGCAGCCAGUGUGUGGAGAGGAAGGAGACCCCCGACGUCUUCUUCUGCUGCUGCGAGGGCAACAUGUGCAACGAGCGGUUCCUGUACACCCCCGACAACCUGCAGCCCCAGAGCGAGUCCCACCGCCAGUUCACCGCCUACACGACCUCCAACACCUUCUCCCAGAAGCCCCAUCUCUUUAGCACCCUGCUGUACACGCUGGUGCCCAUCCCGGGGCUGACAGCUGUGGUCCUCUUCUGCUUCUGGAUGUGGCGGCAGCACAAGCUGGCAUACCCCGCCGCCCUCGUCCCCACACACCACGCCUUUCACAUAAUGGUCGAGGACCCCGGGCCCUCUCCGUCCCCCAUCAUGGCCCAGAGGCCCCUGCAGCUGGUGGAGGUGAAGGCCAGGGGCCGUUUCGGCUGCGUUUGGAAAGCGCGGCUCCUCAGUGAAUACGUGGCCGUCAAGAUCUUUCCAAUUCAGGACAAGCUGUCAUGGCAGAACGAGUAUGACAUCUACAGCGUGAGUGGCAUGAAGCACGACAACAUCCUGCACUUCAUGGGCAUGGAGAAGAGGAACAACAACCUGGCGAUGGAGCUUUGGCUCAUCACCGACUACCACGAGAGGGGCUCACUGACGGACUACCUGAAGGCCCACCUGCUGUCGUGGGGCGAGCUGUGUCUGGUGGCCCAGACACUGGCACGUGGCCUGGCCUACCUCCACGAGGACAUCCCCGGGCAUCGCGAAGGCCACAAGCCCUCCAUCGCACACAGGGACAUGAAGAGCAAGAAUGUGCUGCUGAAGAAGGACCUGACCGCCUGCAUCGCAGACUUCGGCCUCGCACUCAAGUUCGAGGCCGGGAAGUCGGCGGGGGACACGCACGGACAGGUGGGUACCAGGAGGUACAUGGCCCCCGAGGUGCUGGAGGGGGCCAUCAACUUCCAGCGGGACUCGUUCCUGCGCAUUGACAUGUAUGCCCUGGGCCUGGUCCUCUGGGAGCUGGCCUCACGCUGCACCGCCGCCGACGGUCCGGUGGACCAGUACAUGCUGCCCUUUGAGGAGGAGGUGGGCCAGCAGCCGUCACUGGAGGACAUCCAGGAGGUGGUGGUGCACAAGAAGCUCCGCCCCCUUCUGCUGGACUGCUGGCACAAGCACCCGGGCCUGGCCUUGCUGUGUGAGACUAUCGAGGACUGCUGGGACCACGAGUCGGAGGCGCGUCUCUCGGCAGGCUGCGUGGAGGAGCGCGUGGGCCAGAUGCGGCGCGUGGCCGCGUCCGGUGGCCUGGAGGACAUCCUGCCUGUGGUCGCCAUGGUGACCAACCUGGACACCGUUCCCAAAGAGUCCAGCAUUUGACUCAGACACGACCCAGAGGGGCUGCUUGUGAGGCCGACCCUGCUGGGUGUGCGGCGGUGCACAGCCCCCUCUUUUGUUUUUAGUCCCGGUCACUAACGCCUUGUUUCAGGUAACACCUCCGGGGCUCCGUCCCCAGCGCCCGGCCCUAAGGCUCCACCCCCGACUCCUCCCUCACACCCCGAUAGCCGGUCUUCCGAUCCGUCCCGUUUGGAUCGGAGCGCCCCGAGGAGCUGGACCAUUGAGGUGCUAGACCAUUGAGGAGCGUUCCCUCGAUGGCGUACGUCUGGAUUAUCAGCGUUUCUUUUUUCCUGGACGACCGUCGCUAUUCUCUUAUGUUUGACCGAACGAGUGUUCAUUUCUAUACACACACACACACACACACACACACACACACACACACACACACACACACACACACACACACACACACACACACACACACACACACACACACACAGGGAGUUCUUUAACCAAGUCUUCCGGGAGUCCUGCGAUAGAUUCCUAGUGACGACCCCUGCAUACUUUGGCGGUAGGGAUGAAUGAAAAACAAUAAUGUUUGACAAUAAGUGAACAAAACAACAAAAAAACAAUCAUGAGCGACCUCCGUGAGAGGUGGGGUGGAUGUACUCUGGAGAAACCGAAGACACCACCGCUACUGAUCUGCCAACAGACGAUGGCUCUUGAAUGUUUUCUAGUGUUUAAUGCUGCUGUACAUAAUGUAUUAUGGACCCAGUUGUCAUGGUAAUC
Molecule: messenger RNA, 3521 nt
Organism: Gadus chalcogrammus (walleye pollock)
Lineage: Eukaryota; Metazoa; Chordata; Actinopteri; Gadiformes; Gadidae
Product: activin receptor type-2A-like
Exons: 12
Coding region: 1182-2774 (530 amino acids)
Biological process (GO): activin receptor signaling pathway; cellular response to growth factor stimulus; protein phosphorylation
Cellular component (GO): plasma membrane; activin receptor complex
Molecular function (GO): activin binding; activin receptor activity; ATP binding
Source: RefSeq, a predicted model, not a curated record